GGCUUGCAGCGCUUGCGAGUGCAGGCUGCUUCAGCUUUCCGACGCCGCGCGUCAGUAGCCCCAUCAGCUAGCCAAUAUAGGGGCGCCACGGCGGCAAUCCUUGAUAAGGGCUUUCAGCUACACUUGGCUGAGUACGUCCCAAGCGGCGGCCUCCCUCACCCCGCGCACUCCAUCAGCCGCCACUCGUUAGGGAUCAAGCCGACCCCUCCCACCACUUCGGGGCCUUGGGCGCCCUGUGGAUGCUGUGGAAAACCACAUUUUCCCUGAUCCAACCCGUCCUCCCUCAACUCACUAUCCGAUCAAGGCAUGGAUGCCAUCUUCGAAUCUGUAGCCGCUCUCGUUUCAUACCGUCUUACAUCCUCUCCAAACACCAACGACGAAGGCGACGAGCAGAACGCCAUGAGAGACCACGGCACCACGACCGGCUGCCCCGACUGCGAUUGUGGGGCCGAGCUCGGGGGCAAUCCAGCACCCGUGUCAAGUUUCAGGGCCGCUUCUCCCGAGGAAGAGCGGGUGGUAAGAGAAGACCGCGCUACUCGAGAAAGCCGAAUUGCUAGAGAGGAUCGUACCGUGAGGGAUGAUCGCGCGAUUAGGGAUGAACGCCCGGCCCGGCCCGUACCGCCCCCGCGAGCAGGGUCAUCCUCGUCGAGGGUCCACGGCCAGCAUACGACCACCGUCACAACCACUACCUCACGCUCGGCGGCCUCCAUGAGCGACAAGGAAAAGAUUGAGGAGCUGCGGGGCUUCAACAAGACGUUGAUGGACGUCAUCAAGGAAAAGGACGCAGUCCUGCGAGAGAAGGAAGGAUUCCUCCGGGAGAAGGACGGAUUCCUCCGGGACCGCGAUUCCGAGCUCCUCAAGUACAGCCAGGACUACUCCUUCCUCCACGCGGCCUGGACGGAGACCCAGGAGAAACUGGCCAAGCAGACGGAGCUCCUGACGGCCCUUCAGCAGGAAGCCCUGGCGAACGUGGACCGGCACGAGCCCACAUUUGACGCCACCGUGGUGGGCGCCUUUGUCAAGGUCAAUCGCACCAUCAACUCGCUCGUCCGAAAGGGCCGCAAGGACGUCGUCACGCUGGCCCGGUUUGUCGAAGGCGAGGGCGCCGCAACCGUGCCUUGGCGCGAGGGCACCUUGCCCGACUCCUGCGUCGACACGAGAGUCCCCGAGGUCGCGGAGCGCACGUCCGAGGUCCUGGUGCUGAUGCUGCGGGCCAUGGUGUGGUGCGUUCUGGCGAGGAGGCUAUUCACGGCGCUCAAGCCUUUUGCCGUUUUUGGCUCCAAGACUGCUCUGCUUGUGGAUCAGUCCUACCAGCGCAUGUUUACGAAUCACACGACCAACCAGGUGGCGGCCAGGUGGCGGGCGCUAUCGGCCAGAUGUCUAGCAGACUAUGAGGCCGAGUCCGACGCCAGAGCCGAGGCCAGGUCGGCGACCGACGGCAGUAGGCCAUUACACCAGGACUUCGUGCUGGAGGAUCUGAUGGCCGAGUUUGCCAUGGUGCUACAUGAGGAUAUCGGAUGCCGGGACAAGUCCACCGAAGAGAUUCAGAAGAUGCUACGCCCGGCCUUUGAGCCCGUGCUGUUGGCUGCCAUUGAGCUGGCCAGGCUGACGGCGCGCGAGCGGGCGGGCUACACGCUGGAGUUCCCGGACGUUGAAAAACAUGGCUUCCUCAAGGUCGCCGACGACCAGCUCCUUACCAACAGGCCCACCGACGUCGGCAUGAACGCCAGCGGCGACGAGGACGAGGUCGAGGGGCCGUUUGCCGUCGUGGCCUCGCCCAUGCUGGUCAAGUGGGGAAGCGGGAGCGGCGAGCGACUGAACGAGUCGACGAUCCUGUGCAAGGCAUUUGUCUGGCGCCCACGAAGAGACUGAUCGGGUGUCUUUCUGGCUGAAGGGCUGGGCAGACGAGGUUGUGGUUGGCGAGAACAAUGUAUUGUGCAUGAAAUUUUGGGAAUGCCUCCAGUGGUGGCUGUCGGUUGUGGACACCCCACCCCACGCCCACCACAAAAAAGCGGCAGCCAUACAGAAGGUCUCGUAGAUUAAAUACAAGUGUUAGUGCCGUC
Molecule: messenger RNA, 2063 nt
Organism: Gaeumannomyces tritici R3-111a-1
Lineage: Eukaryota; Fungi; Ascomycota; Sordariomycetes; Magnaporthales; Magnaporthaceae
Exons: 2
Coding region: 307-1872 (521 amino acids)
Source: RefSeq, a predicted model, not a curated record